AGUCCUGGCCCUGAGAGGAAAAGCCCUGAAGGAAACAAUAACAAACGACAGGAGGAAGCGAUUCUGGGGUUUCUGCGUCCAGCACUUCUUGUUCAAAAAGAUGCGCUUCGGCCCCUGUCAGGGGACGUGAAAAGGCGCGGUGGGCCUCAGCCAGCCUUUCUCCACCUGUCCCCCUACGGGGGUCCCUUGGCUAUUGCCAUGGCGGGUGUGGGGCCGGGGGGCUACGCGGCGGAGUUCGUGCCACCCCCGGAGUGUCCGGUCUUUGAGCCCAGCUGGGAGGAGUUCACAGACCCGCUCAGCUUCAUCGGUCGCAUCCGGCCUCUGGCCGAGAAAACUGGCAUCUGCAAAAUACGACCGCCCAAGGAUUGGCAACCUCCAUUUGCGUGUGAAGUAAAAAGCUUUCGGUUCACUCCACGAGUCCAGCGCCUGAAUGAACUUGAGGCAAUGACCAGAGUGAGACUGGACUUCUUGGAUCAACUGGCAAAAUUUUGGGAACUUCAAGGGUCUACUUUGAAAAUUCCUGUGGUGGAGAGAAAAAUCCUGGAUCUAUAUGCUUUGAGCAAGAUUGUUGCCAGCAAAGGAGGUUUUGAAAUGGUCACCAAAGAGAAGAAAUGGUCUAAAGUGGGUAGCCGCUUGGGAUAUCUGCCAGGAAAAGGAACUGGGUCUCUUUUGAAGUCACACUAUGAAAGGAUUUUAUACCCUUACGAGCUUUUCCAAUCUGGUGUCAGCCUUAUGGGUGUACAGAUGCCUAAUUUAGAUCUUAAGGAAAAAGUGACGUCUGAGGUUCUCAGCAAUGAUAUCCAAACUUCCCCAGAGCCAGGCACAAGAAUGAACAUUCUGCCAAAGAGAACAAGACGUGUCAAGUCUCAGUCAGAAUCUGGAGAAGUGACAAGAAACACAGAACUGAAGAAGCUUCAGAUUUUUGGAGCUGGACCCAAGGUUGUGGGGCUGGCAAUGGGAGCAAAAGAUAAAGAAGAUGAGGUCACCCGAAGAAGAAAAGUUACCAACAGGUCAGACGCAUUUAACAUGCAAAUGAGACAACGGAAAGGAACUCUCUCUGUUAACUUUGUUGAUCUCUAUGUUUGUAUGUUUUGUGGUCGGGGAAAUAAUGAAGAUAAAUUGCUUUUGUGUGAUGGAUGUGAUGACAGCUACCAUACAUUUUGUCUAAUUCCACCACUACCUGAUGUACCCAAAGGAGACUGGAGGUGUCCUAAGUGUGUUGCUGAGGAAUGUAACAAACCCCGAGAAGCCUUUGGAUUUGAACAAGCUGUACGAGAAUAUACACUUCAGAGCUUUGGAGAGAUGGCAGAUAAUUUUAAGUCUGAUUAUUUCAAUAUGCCAGUCCAUAUGGUUCCCACAGAACUAGUAGAAAAGGAAUUCUGGCGACUGGUGAGCAGCAUUGAAGAAGAUGUUAUUGUAGAGUAUGGAGCUGAUAUCUCCUCAAAAGACUUUGGAAGUGGAUUUCCUGUGAAGGAUGGUCGGAGAAAGAUGUUGCCAGAAGAAGAGGAAUAUGCACUUUGUGGUUGGAAUUUGAAUAACAUGCCUGUCCUGGAGCAAUCUGUUCUUGCACAUAUUAAUGUGGACAUUUCUGGUAUGAAGGUGCCAUGGCUCUAUGUGGGAAUGUGCUUCUCUUCUUUUUGCUGGCACAUUGAAGAUCAUUGGAGUUAUUCCAUUAACUACUUGCACUGGGGGGAGCCGAAGACAUGGUAUGGUGUGCCAUCUCAUGCUGCUGAACAACUGGAGGAGGUGAUGAGAGAGUUGGCACCUGAGUUAUUUGAAUCUCAGCCUGAUCUCCUACAUCAAUUAGUCACCAUCAUGAACCCCAAUGUGCUAAUGGAGCAUGGUGUGCCUGUGUACAGGACCAAUCAGUGUGCUGGCGAGUUUGUUGUGACAUUUCCUCGUGCCUAUCACUCUGGAUUUAACCAGGGCUACAACUUUGCUGAAGCUGUGAACUUCUGUACUGCUGACUGGUUGCCUAUUGGACGACAGUGUGUAAAUCAUUACCGCCGACUGAGGCGUCAUUGUGUCUUUUCACAUGAGGAACUCAUUUUCAAGAUGGCAGCAGAUCCAGAAUGUUUAGAUGUGGGGCUGGCUGCUAUGGUCUGCAAAGAAUUGACUCUUAUGACUGAAGAAGAAACACGUUUAAGGGAGUCUGUUGUACAAAUGGGUGUCUUGAUGUCAGAAGAAGAAGUGUUUGAACUUGUUCCUGAUGAUGAGCGACAGUGUUCAGCAUGCAGAACAACAUGUUUUCUCUCUGCUCUCACAUGCUCCUGCAAUCCUGAGCGGCUCGUAUGUCUCUACCAUCCAAAUGAUUUGUGUCCCUGCCCCAUGCAGAAGAAAUGUCUUAGAUAUCGCUACCCACUAGAAGAUCUCCCUUCUCUUCUUUAUGGUGUAAAAGUCAGGGCACAGUCUUACGACACUUGGGUCAGUCGAGUUACAGAAGCAUUAUCUGCUAACUUCAGCCACAAAAAAGAUCUGAUUGAAUUGCGAGUAAUGCUGGAGGAUGCCGAGGAUAGAAAAUACCCAGAGAAUGAGCUCUUUCGAAAACUCAGGGAUGCUGUAAAAGAAGCUGAGACUUGCGCUUCUGUGGCUCAGCUACUUCUGAGCAAAAAACAGAAACACAGGCAGAGCCCAGAUGUUGGAAGGACUCGGACCAAACUGACAGUAGAAGAAUUGAAGGCUUUUGUCCAACAACUAUUUAGUCUUCCAUGUGUCAUCAGCCAAGCUCGACAAGUAAAGAAUUUGCUGGAUGAUGUAGAAGAAUUUCAUGAACGUGCUCAGGAGGCCAUGAUGGAUGAAACCCCAGACUCUUCCAAACUUCAGAUGUUGAUAGACAUGGGUUCUAGUCUCUAUGUGGAGCUACCUGAAUUACCUCGACUAAAGCAAGAGCUACAGCAGGCUCGGUGGUUGGAUGACGUUAGAUUGACCUUGUCAGAUCCACAACAAGUCACUUUGGAUGUCAUGAAGAAACUGAUUGACUCUGGAGUAGGGUUAGCACCCCACCAUGCUGUGGAGAAAGCAAUGGCUGAACUACAGGAGCUUCUCACUGUCUCUGAACGAUGGGAAGAAAAGGCUAAGGUCUGCCUACAGGCAAGACCUAGGCAUAGUGUGACCAGUUUAGAAAGCAUUGUGAAUGAAGCUAAGAACAUUCCAGCUUUUCUACCCAAUGUGUUGUCCCUAAAAGAAGCCUUACAAAAGGCUCGAGAAUGGACAGCUAAAGUAGAAGCUAUUCAGAGUGGUAGCAACUAUGCUUACUUGGAGCAGCUUGAGAGUUUAUCUGCUAAAGGGCGCCCUAUCCCUGUGCGCCUUGAUGCACUGCCCCAAGUGGAGUCACAGGUAGCAGCAGCACGGGCAUGGAGAGAACGAACUGGACGGACCUUUCUUAAGAAGAAUUCCAGCCAUACGUUGUUACAGGUGCUAAGUCCCCGGACUGACAUUGGUAUAUAUGGGAGUGGUAAAAACAGAAGGAAAAAAGUAAAAGAACUAAUAGAAAGAAAAGAAAAGGACCUGGAUCUUGAGCCUUUGAGUGAUCUGGAGGAAGGACUGGAAGAAACCAGGGAUACAGCUAUGGUGGUGGCAGUUUUCAAAGAACGAGAGCAAAAAGAGAUCGAAGCAAUGCAUUCCCUCAGAGCAGCCAACCUAGCCAAGAUGACAAUGGUGGACCGCAUAGAAGAAGUAAAAUUUUGCAUUUGCCGCAAGACGGCCAGUGGGUUUAUGCUACAGUGUGAGCUCUGCAAAGACUGGUUCCAUAACAGCUGUGUUCCCCUUCCUAAAUCAGGUUCCCAGAAAAAAGGGUCCAGCUGGCAGGCUAAAGAAGUAAAAUUCCUUUGCCCUCUUUGUAUGCGGUCUCGAAGGCCCAGGCUAGAGACUAUUCUGUCACUACUUGUAUCCCUUCAGAAGUUGCCUGUGCGGUUGCCUGAAGGAGAGGCCCUACAGUGUUUGACAGAACGUGCCAUGAGUUGGCAAGAUAGGGCACGACAAGCCCUAGCCACAGAUGAACUGUCCUCUGCCCUAGCCAAACUCUCUGUGUUAAGCCAGCGUAUGGUGGAACAGGCAGCUCGGGAAAAAACUGAAAAGAUCAUCAGUGCAGAACUCCAAAAAGCAGCCGCCAAUCCAGACUUACAGGCAAGUUUACCCAGUUUCCAGCAGUCUGCUUUUAACCGGGUAGUAAGCAGUGUAUCAUCUUCCCCUCGACAAACAAUGGACUAUGAUGAUGAAGAAACAGAUUCUGAUGAAGACAUUCGGGAGACAUAUGGCUAUGACAUCAAGGACACAGCCAGUGUGAAGUCCUCUAGUAGUCUGGAACCCAAUCUUUUUUGUGAUGAAGAAAUUCCCAUCAAGUCUGAGGAAGUGGUAACUCAUAUGUGGACUGCACCUUCAUUCUGUGCAGAACAUGCUUAUUCUUCUGCUUCUAAGAGUUGUUCUCAAGGUUCUAGCACUCCAAGAAAACAACCUCGGAAGAGCCCUUUGGUUCCUCGAAGUUUGGAACCUCCGGUAUUGGAGUUGUCACCGGGAGCUAAAGCCCAACUGGAAGAGCUCAUGAUGGUUGGAGACCUCCUUGAAGUGUCUCUAGAUGAGACACAACACAUAUGGAGGAUUUUGCAGGCCACACACCCACCCUCAGAAGACAGAUUCCUACAUAUUAUGGAGGAUGACAGCAUGGAAGAGAAACCAUUAAAAAUGAAAGGCAAGGACUCUUCAGAGAAGAAACGGAAACGGAAACUAGAAAAGGUAGAACAAUUUUUCGGAGAAGGAAAACAGAAAUCCAAGGAGCUAAAGAAAAUGGACAAACCUAAAAAGAAGAAAUUAAAAUUAAAUGCAGACAAAUCAAAGGAGCUGAACAAACUGGCCAAGAAACUAGCAAAAGAAGAAGAGAGAAAGAAAAAGAAAGAAAAGGCUGCUGCAGCCAAAGUUGAACUUGUAAAAGAGAGUACUGAAAAGAAAAGAGAGAAAAAAGUGCUGGACAUCCCUUCAAAAUAUGACUGGUCAGGAGCAGAGGAAUCUGAUGAUGAGAAUGCUGUAUGUGCAGCACAAAACUGCCAAAGACCCUGUAAGGACAAGGUAGACUGGGUACAAUGUGAAGGUGGCUGUGAUGAGUGGUUUCAUCAAGUUUGUGUGGGUGUAUCUCCAGAAAUGGCUGAAAAUGAAGAUUACAUCUGUAUAAACUGUGCAAAGAAGCAGGGGCCAGAUAGCCCAGGUCAAUUACCACCUCCUUCCUUCAUAAUGAGCUACAAACUACCAGUGGAGGAUCUUAAAGAGACCAGUUAGCAAAUGCUUGGUUAGUUUGGGACAUGGGGGGAAAAUGGACCACAUUGAGACCUUAGUCAUCAAGUAGAGUGGUUUAGAUCCACUCGUAAUGUUGCUUCCAAAGAUAGCCUUCAGAGACAGUCCUUUGAGUUCUGGCUUCCUCUUUGCAUGGAUUGUGUGGGCUACAUUCUCUGUCUACACAUCUGUGCAGAGAAUGUCUUCUUGGCACAGUAGCCAGUAUUUCAACUCACAUCUCCUUUGAGUGUGGUUUACUGCACUAAAGUCAGACACUUGAUGGAGCUCUUAGGUGGCUGGGUGGCAUUACUACAUUGGUGUGCUAGUAAGACAUGUAGGAUGUGGCUUAUAGCCAGUUGGUAUUAGAGGCUUACAAGCUUGGGGCAGCACCAUGAGGAGGUGCUGAUUGCUUGAAUCUUCUUAGUUGGGGUAAUUAGAGAGGAGUCAGAGAACCACUUUCCUUCAACAGUCACCCGGCAUUUAAUGCUCUACCAAUAUAACUAGGAAGUACAGGCUAGAGUUAUUUCUGUUAGAAGUCAUGGAAUUGUAGCCCAGUCUGUAGGCCUCAGCUACUUGUGCUUGUUUGUACCAAGAAGAAAACCCAAAAAGAGAACCUGUACCAUCUGGGGCAGAUCACCUUACCUUCCUAAGGAGGAAGAUGUCAUCUAGUUCAGAAAUAUGGCUAGAUUGGAUUCUGGGUCUACAUUUUAGAGAAGAGCAGGUACAUGGAUCCAGGCUUGUGCACACACAGACAAAAAAGAAGAUGAUGAUUGAUGAUGAUGACGACGACCAGUCAGAAUGUCUUAACUGAGCCACAGUGAUGCAUGCUUUUCGGGAAAACCUUCAUUCACAAGUAUUCCAGACACCACCAGGCUUCAGGCAUGGCCAUGAGCAAGACCAGCAAAUAACAGCUUUUUGCCUUGCAGCUCUGACCCCAGUGUUGUCUGCUGUUUCAACAUGGCAACUCGGAAUAUGGCCCACAGCAGGAUGCUGUUGAAUAACACCAUGGCUUCAUCAGAGGAUGUGGGGUUGUAGUACUUCUGGGUGAUGAAGUUGUUUUAGUAAAUCCAUUUUAAAAAAGAAAAAAGGACUUGUUUUUACUUUUUCUAAAUGUCUCUGACUACUUACUGUUCUAUAAAUAGAUUAUUUUUCCUUUUUAAUAUACAUAUGAAUAUAUUAAAUAUAUAUAUUUACUGUUACCAGCAGUAUAUGACAGUUGCAAGGCAUCAAAAACUUGCUUUUUCUUUGUUGCUUUUUGAUAAAUCCAGUUCCUUCCUUGUAGUACAAGGAGUUAUCACUCCCUUCUCUAUCCCAGCUUGACCAGUUCUUCCAUUUUGCUUUUGUUCCAUUGAGAUGUAUUUCCUUUUGUGUGUUGGGAUUUGUUCCUGUCUUUGGAAAUUUGGUCCUUACUCUUGUCUGUGCUGGCUGUUUUUUCUUUUAUAUGUAAAUGUUUGAAACUAUGGUGCUGUAUCCUCUUCCCUCCUGUUGCAUUGUGUGUUCUUGUUAAAGGGUUAGAUGAGCAGUAUGUAAGCUCUUACUCGAAGGGGACUAAAAUUUUUAAAAGGACAAAAUAAUUACAAAAAAUAACAUUUUGUCAUCACUAUCUUGUGUCCUUUAUUUUGAUUUACAAAUCUGUGGUUUGACUUAAAUUCAUCAGUUGUCCUUUUAAAAGUUAGUGUGGGGUGGGCUUAGAAACAGCUUAUAGUCUCCUUUUCCCUUUUUGCCCCAGUCUCUUUAAAGAAAUGUCUUCUAGUAACUAGAAGUGAAAUGUACUGUCCAGUUACAGUUUGAGUGGUAUGAGAUUUAACUCAAAAGUCAUCUUACUUAAAAACAGCAAAAGCUUUCUUAUAAAAUCCAGUUUCUAUAAAUGCUUUCUCUAUGAUUCAUACUACCUACUUUUUGGUCACUCUUUCCAUAGUACUUGAUAAUAUUUGAGUGUUUCAACCUGUUAGAUUUGUAAAUGUUGCUGUAUGUGUGUCUUAAGAUUUCAAAUGUGUGUAUGAUUUCAGAUUUCAGUGGACAUUGCAAGGUAACUAACCAAUUUCAUGUUUUCAUUUUGCCAAACUAAAGACCAUCAAUUAAGAAGUUCAUCUGGUUAAUGUUAUAAAAGAAAGCACAAUAUUUUUUGCCUUUUGGUCUUUGUAAAAGUCUUCCAAUACUUGUGGUUAAAAAAUUGAAUGUAAUUCAAUUUUUCAGAAAUUCAUAAUGUAAGCAGUGGAUGCCUGGAAUACAUUUUAAGAUUUGAUUUUUCCUUCCCAGUCAUCCGUUAAUUAUGCCAUCAACAGUGGAGAAUCAUGAGGAUGCUGAGAAGAGUGGCUGUUCAGGUGCUUGGUUUCUUGAAGUGUGUAGUGGAUAAAGGUGGCAGUUUGGGGAAUAAUUUGUGUGUUUGACAGUGGUAUUUGCUUGGAGACCUGGGGAAAAUACAAAGCACUCUUCAUCCAUGAAUAGCUUGCCUGUCCUGACAUUCUGAAGCUAAAUAUACUAUUUAAUUGAUAACUGGGAUUUUCUGAAUUUAUUUGAAAGAUUUGAUUGAUAACGGUGGGGAUUUUAUUAAUUUAUUUGAAAGAUUUGGUCUGUCUUGACCACAGAUUUACACUGAGAAGAACAGAAGAGAGAAAUUAGUGCCUCUUCCCUCCCCAAAAUGUACAAAUCUGCAGUUUUGGAAUUAAUGAACUAAGAUUAUUUAAAGAAAUGUUUGUAUUCUAAUAUAAAGCCUUAAUGCCACUUAGAGAAAUUACUUAUUUACAACUUACUCCAUACUUCUGUGUUAACAUUUUGUAUUAAAACUUAUUUAGAAUGUUUCUGUACCCUUCGUAUCUAAUUUGCAUUCUUUACCAUACUUUAACCUUGUGUUUAAUUUCUUUCUAAAUUUUUCUCACUGCCUUCAUUUCAAAUAUUUCCACAAAGGUAGUAGGAAAGAAACAUGGGGGGAAAAUGGUAGGUCUUUGAUAAUUCUUAAAAGGGUAAAGUCGUUAGAACUGCGCAAAUCCCCAUUAGUGUUAGCUUUCUAGUUGGGGAAAAAAGAGGGGCAUUUUUUCUUCACAGAUGUUUAUUUCACUUUCUGAUAGUUUUACUGCAAAAAGCCAUGUUGAAAUAUAGAUGCUGGGCUUCCUCACUAAGCUGUUGCAAACCACUUUGCCUGCAUGGUUCAAACUUCUGCCUCAGUAAAAUUAGAAAUUGCUGCAUGUUAUACUUUGAAAAAGGCAAACAUUAAAUCUGAUUGUCCACAAUCUAAUAUCCAAAAACAUGGGCCAAAUGUUGACAAAAACUAUAA
Messenger RNA from Sciurus carolinensis (gray squirrel), 8536 nucleotides. RefSeq names its product lysine demethylase 5A (gene Kdm5a). NCBI's taxonomy places the organism in Eukaryota, Metazoa, Chordata, Mammalia, Rodentia, Sciuridae. Gene Ontology annotation, biological process: chromatin remodeling. Gene Ontology annotation, cellular component: nucleus. Gene Ontology annotation, molecular function: histone demethylase activity; DNA binding. The record is from RefSeq and is a predicted model, not a curated record.